Messenger RNA from Filobasidium floriforme, 1533 nucleotides. RefSeq lists its product as uncharacterized. The transcript has 8 exons. NCBI's taxonomy places the organism in Eukaryota, Fungi, Basidiomycota, Tremellomycetes, Filobasidiales, Filobasidiaceae. The coding region runs from base 300 to 1388 and encodes 362 amino acids. The record is from RefSeq and is a predicted model, not a curated record.
AUUAUCCACACGGCCGACCUGCCAUCAAGCACUAUGAUCGUAUUCAUCACAUAUCUAUCUUUGGACACAGCGGACACCAAUCUCGUAACCUGCGUCACCUGAUCCAAAGGAGUUUUAUCGGCGUUGCACGUUUCGGAUCUCGGGCCGGAGGUGGAGGGAUGCAUGCCUUUGCACAUAUAAAGAGGAUCAGGUCCUUCAUUGAGACGCUUGGAUUCGAUGAGAUGAUUCGACGAUCUCGCGGCUUCUCUUGAACGAGCAUAUCCGAAGAAGGAAAUCACAAAGAUUCAACCUCGCGGACAAUGCCAGAAUACAACUUCUUGACGCAGGAACAACGGGAUUUCUUCGUUGAGCAUGGGUGGUUGAGGAUUCCCAAUGCGAUCAACAAGGAAUACCUAGACCGGUGGAUGUCGAACCUCUGGGUCCGGCUAGGUUUCGAUGAGCACGACAAGUCUACCUGGAAGGACGAUUACUUGAAGAUGCCGAAGCAUAACGAAGUACCUAUUUCGGAAUUCUCUCCUGACGCAUGGAAAGCGAUGUGCGAGAUCGUCGGCGGAGAAGAAAAGAUCGAUACCGAACGGGAAUACUUGGCUGGAGACAACUUUAUCGUGAAUUUCGGGAAGGAAGAGUGGAAGACUGGCGGCGAACGCAAGCCCCAAGAGAACACCGGUUGGCACAUCGACAACGACUACUUCCGGCAUUUCUUGGAUUCCUCCUCGAACGCCUUGACGAUCAUCAACUGUUUCACCGACAUCCUGCCUCGCGGUGGCGGGACGGUAGUUGCCGAGGAUGGGAUUGAGAGGAUAGUCAAGGUUUUGUAUGACCAUCCGGAGGGACUCGAUCCGCCCUUUGAUUAUCUGUGUGCGCAUUGUAAGGGGUUGGAGAAGUAUGUUACCGUCGAGGCCAAAGCCGGGGAUGUAAUCAUCACUCACGCGCUGCUCCCUCAUGCGGCAAGCCGGAACCAUAUGCACUAUGCUCGGGUGAUCACGAACCCGCAUGUCAACCUCAAGGAGCCAUACAAUCUCAAUCGAGCGGAUGGAGACUACACGCUGUGCGAGCAAGUCAUCCUUCGAGCUCUGAACCGCUCCAGUAUCCCCGAAUACACCCCCACUCGCCCUCGCCAGACCUACUUCCCGCGGACGUUCACCUUCAAACGAGCUCGUAUUCAAGAAGAACUCGACCGCAUGAUCCAGUUCGCAGCGUCAAAGGGCCUGCCUGCUUCGUCCGUGGAGUCGCUCUACGUAAAAGGGGAGGAUGUUGUCAGGGAACACGAGAAGAGGAAUGGGUAUGACCGGCCGCACGGGCCUGGUGGAGUCUGCGUUAGCAGCAAGGAUCCGAUCGGGAAGGCUUUUGCCGAACAGAGGGCGAGGGAGAUGGGGUUGGCUUCUUGAGGCGGAUCGGAUGCGCAGUUGGAAACAGAUCCUGGUACGGAGACGGGUUUGUUCGUUGUAUCAUAUUCUUUUACUUCUUCGCCUGUAUGCGAUCUCGGACAGGUAGGGCAUUUUAGCUCUGUGGAAUAAUGAUCCAUGUUCACUU